Molecule: messenger RNA, 1712 nt
Organism: Apus apus (common swift)
Lineage: Eukaryota; Metazoa; Chordata; Aves; Apodiformes; Apodidae
Gene: TSLIG1
Product: zinc finger and BTB domain containing 8 opposite strand
Exons: 7
Coding region: 115-609 (164 amino acids)
Biological process (GO): tRNA splicing, via endonucleolytic cleavage and ligation
Cellular component (GO): tRNA-splicing ligase complex
Source: RefSeq, a predicted model, not a curated record
AGCUGGGAGGCAGUUCUCCCGUUCUACCCCAGCCUGGCAGGGCUGCAGCUCUCCAGGAGGUGGCCGCGUGUCCUGCCCCCAGGAAGUGAGGGAACGCGCCUCAUCCCGGCAGCGAUGGCAGCGGACGAGAGGGAUUACAACCUGACGGAGGAGCAGAAGGCCAUCAAAGCCAAGUACCCACCCCUCAACAAGAAAUACGAGUAUCUGGAUCACACAGCAGAUGUGCAGCUACAUGCCUGGGGAGACACUCUGGAAGAAGCAUUUGAGCAGUGUGUCAUGGCCAUGUUUGGUUACAUGACUGACACAGAGACCGUGGAGCCCGUGGAUACAGUGGAGGUAGAGGCAGAAGGACAUGACAUGUUGUCUCUUCUUUUCCACCUCUUGGAUGAGUGGCUGUAUAAAUUCAGUGCUAAUGAGUUCUUUAUACCCAGGGAGGUGAAAGUGCUUCACAUUGAUCGAAUGCAAUUCAAAAUAAGAUCAAUUGGGUGGGGAGAAGAGUUUUCUUUACCCAAACACCCUCAGGGCACAGAGGUAAAAGCCAUAACUUACUCAGCAAUGCAGAUCUGUGAGGAUGAGAAGCCAGAAGUCUUUGUCAUCAUUGAUAUUUAAAGCAAGAAAAGUGUGGAUCCCAGUGGAUACUUUGUCACCAGCUGGCAAAAGUCCCUUGAAAACUGUAAUUCCUGAGGAAGUAACUAAAGAAUUGGCAGAUUCAUGUCAUAAAUUGAAGGAAUAACUGGGGGGAAUGUCAGCUUGUGUUUCGACUUCAGGAUGGAGACAGAGAAAUACCUGCAUGCCAGGAAAAAAUGAACUGGUUGGGUUUUAUGUGGUGUUGAGAAGAGUUGUAAGGGUUGAAAUUCUCUCAGGAAUGGCAGUAGGCAGCUGUUGAGGGCUGAUGGGAACUAAACAGAGAAAUUAGUGGGGCUGCUAUUUAAAAUACUAUCUUUUGGUGGGGUGUCAGGAGAUGAUCUUCAUCUACAUGGUUUUAUUUGAAGUGUUCUGAGGUGACAUCCCUCCUCCAUAUUAUAGAAAAGGUCCAAAAUAUCUGCAGUGCAUCGGAUUUAAUGUACACCUAAGAAGGUACACCAACUCAAAACCCAAACCACCACACUUUCUAGACUAUUUUUUAUAAGAAGUCAUGCCAGCAGGUGGUGCUGAAUGGCUGUAAAUAAAUUUCCAUGUGAAAUCCUAAAGCAUGUGACCCUGGAAUCCUAGUAGCUCCUAUUAUCACUCUGAAAAGUAGGUGACCAAGGGAUGCUUGGGUCUCUGAGUGGGUUCACUCCCAUCUCUUGUGAAAGCUUAUUCUCUUCUUUUAAAAAGCAGAUGACUGCUCUCUGCUGCCAUUUGCUCCUUUAAAAAGGACAAUACAGACACUCCUUUCAUGGCAAAGAAAUAGGGAACUUCAGCUCACUGAAUAGAAAUUAAUCAAAAGUAAUUAAGUGUGUUUUUAUUUAAAUUGCAGGACAGCCAGUGUGCAUUACUUGAUAUUUAAGUGUGAGAGGAGCAAAGGGAAGGCCCUCCUGGCCUGACCUGCCUAGUUUUUUUUUACUGUCAAUGCUACAAGUGCCUCAUCUCUGGAGGCAGGGCCUCAUCUUGUAAAGUCAUCUUAAAAAACUACAUUUUUAUGUCCCUAUUGUGAAGAUUCAGGGGUUAAAUCCCUUUUAUUUUCUGAGAAAGCUGCGAUGCUAAAAUAAAACUUGGACUGAAAGACUGAA